AUGGUUCACAGAGCCGUUUUCUGGGCAGGCUUCGGUGUCGCUGUCCGCUUCUGGCAACUCGGCCUCGAGAUGCGACCAUUAUUCAAUCGGGGUUCUCUGUGGGCCUACCCUGUCUUCGCUGGAGUGGGUGCAAGUUUCGGGUACUGGUUACAAGGUGUCGAUGAGAGACAAGUAGCAGUGUUGGAAGAGCGGAAACAAUCCCUUCUUGAGAAGAGGGCAAGGAAGGCUGCGAGAGAUGCACAGAAUGCGGCUGCUACUACAUGA
Molecule: messenger RNA, 264 nt
Organism: Annulohypoxylon truncatum
Lineage: Eukaryota; Fungi; Ascomycota; Sordariomycetes; Xylariales; Hypoxylaceae
Exons: 2
Coding region: 1-264 (87 amino acids)
Source: RefSeq, a predicted model, not a curated record